AUGAGUGGGAAAUAUUCGUCUGACCCCUUAUGGGCGGACGUGAAGCCCAUCCCCCUGGACGAUGGCUCCAAGGAGGGUCAGGAAGCCACUCCCCUCGCAACAAUUGCGUAUUCGCCUGCGUACGUCGAGGCGACGUCGUAUCUGCGAGCUGUCAUGGCGGCCAAUGAGGUGUCUGAGAGAGCGUUGAAGUUGACGCAAGAUGUGAUCUCGAUGAAUCCUGCUCAUUACACUGUGUGCUUAUAUGUGCAGUAUACUGAUUUAGCUCGAUGCAGGCUAUACCGAGCAAAGAUCCUUUUUGCACUCAAUAAGAACCUUGAUGACGAGCUCACUUGGUUGAAUAAAGUGUCGUUGCAGUAUCUCAAAAAUUACCAGAUAUGGCAUCACCGUCAAGUCAUCAUGUCAUCGCGCACCGCCUUCCCGACUCUCCCGCCCAAAGAGCUCGAUUUUCUCAUGGAGAUGUUUGCCCAGGACGCCAAGAACUACCACGUCUGGACAUAUCGGCACUGGCUCGUGCGGCAUUUCAAUCUCUGGGACUCCGAGCGUGAAAUCCGAGAUGUUGAGACUCUCAUAAACGCUGAUGUCCGGAAUAACUCUGCGUGGAACCACCGAUAUCUACUGCGAUUCGCUCCCCGGGAGGGUCCCGAAGCUGGGAUGCCAGGAGGCGUGAUUUCAGAUCAAAAGGGUCGCUCGGAUGUUGUUGACGAGGAGCUCGUUGACGCAGAACUCGACUACGCUAAGGAGAAGAUCCUCCUGGCGCCGGAGAAUCGCAGUCCAUGGUUGUACGCACGCGGGGUUUUGCGAGCUGCUGGCCGACCACUCUCUGAAUGGAAGGACUUUGCCAGUCAGUUCGUCACGGAGGAGAAGACGGAGGACGGACAAGUUGUCAACGUGCAUGUCAAGAGCAGCUUGGCUGUGGAGUGGUUAGCGGACGUUUUGGGCGAGGAGGCUCAGACAGAGCAGGAGAGCGGAAAGAUAGCCGAGGCGGUCAAGAUGCUUACCUUGCUCAAGGAGAAAUAUGAUCCUAUCCGGAGGAACUAUUGGGAUUAUAGAAUUCGCCAGCUGAAGGAUUCGACCUCCGAACCAGUCACUGCGUCUGCAUGA
This is a messenger RNA of Rasamsonia emersonii CBS 393.64, 1101 nucleotides long. RefSeq names its product Protein farnesyltransferase. The record is from RefSeq and is a predicted model, not a curated record. Gene Ontology annotation, biological process: protein geranylgeranylation; protein farnesylation. Lineage: Eukaryota; Fungi; Ascomycota; Eurotiomycetes; Eurotiales; Trichocomaceae. Gene Ontology annotation, molecular function: CAAX-protein geranylgeranyltransferase activity; protein farnesyltransferase activity. The transcript has 3 exons. Gene Ontology annotation, cellular component: protein farnesyltransferase complex; cytoplasm; CAAX-protein geranylgeranyltransferase complex. The coding region runs from base 1 to 1101 and encodes 366 amino acids.